GACAACCAAAGAAGAUGCACAAAUUGUGGAUUUAUGUUGUGAUAUUUUUUUCGUCUCAGGAAUGGUUUCUAACCCAAGGAACUACCAACUCAAAUGUCAUUGUGAACACAACUACUUCACCUCUGAAAGUUUAUGUUAACAAAAAGGAAGUCUUCAAUCUUGGGAGCGAUGCUAGACUCAUCUGCAGCAAUAGCAAUUGGACUAAGGCAGUGUUUGUUAUCUGGAACAUUGAACUGAAACACAAAACCUGUAAGAUCUCCUUUAACCAUGAGGGUCAAAGCUUUGACUCCUGCAAUGAUGGAAAAUCGAUACAAAACUCAACUGAUCAGUCAUUCCUGCACAUCCCAAACUUUUCAGUCAAUGAUGUUGGAGCUUACAAGUGUGAAUCAACUUGGACAGGAGGAAAUGAAAAUUAUAACAUCAAAGUGGGUGGCACAGCUCCACCUGUUGUAUCUGCCUGGUUAAAGCAAAGGGGCAACAAGAUGGUGGCUGUGUGCAGAGCUGAAAGAGGGAUUCCUGCUGCCAACAUCAGCUGGAGUGUCACAGGAAAUCACUCUGUGACACAGCAGAAUGACAGAGAUGGAUUUGUAACAGUAGAGAGUCAGCUGGAGGUCCCUGAAGACAUUGAUCGAGAAAGCUUGACCUGCAUUGUCCGGCACCAGUUGUGGGAGCGGGAGAAGACUGAAAUGCCAAAAUUCAGAGAAGGCUACUCUUUAAUGAUGGGGAUACGUAUUGCUGUGGUUUUCAUCAUAAUCAUUUUAGGAUUAUUGAUUUUUGCUCUAAGAAAAUGGAGAUGUCGACAGUGAUUCAUAAACCAAUUCAUCACCAGGAACCAUAUCAUGGCAGCCAUUUUUGUUCCAGAAGGUGUGUUUGUAAAUAACUGGGGUCAGGAGGUCACUGCAUUAUUUUUGAUUUAUGUUGGAUGAUGCUGGAUAUGAAGAGGAUCUGUGGAACAGAAAAUACAAUCAGUGGAGAGCAACAAAUGUUCAUGGUGACAGAAUUGGCCAAACUGGAGUUUUUGGAUUUCAUCAAUACCACAGGUUCUCAUUCAUAACAGCCUCGUCGCAUCAAACAUGCCCAUCAAGCUUUGGCUGUAAGUAUAGACUCAGCCUCUUCACCUGUUUUCUACAUUAAUUAUAAAAAUAUUUUAUUUGAUGAAGGACAAAGCUGCUUUCUCCCCCUGCAAUUCUUUGUGUCAAUUACAGCCGUUGUA
Molecule: messenger RNA, 1213 nt
Organism: Poecilia reticulata (guppy)
Lineage: Eukaryota; Metazoa; Chordata; Actinopteri; Cyprinodontiformes; Poeciliidae
Product: cell surface glycoprotein CD200 receptor 5-like
Biological process (GO): regulation of neuroinflammatory response
Molecular function (GO): signaling receptor activity
Source: RefSeq, a predicted model, not a curated record